AUGGCCUCAUCACCAGCCCACGCCUUCUUCACCAAUAUACCAUGGACAUCCCACCUCCUCGCCGCCCCAAACCUCACCAUAACAACCCCAUCCUCCCGAACCCCGAAACCGCAUACGGGAGAAGACUCCCUGUUCGCUCACACCCUUGCAACACCCACCACGAUACCACACUGUUUGGUAUACUACCCUCACCCCGCCACGUCAUCAGAAGAAGUCACUGCCAUCACCGUGUUGCUGCAGAUUGAAGAUGCAUGUAAUGGCUUCCCCAGCAUUUUGCACGGUGGCAUCACAGCAACUCUAUUGGAUGAAAGUAUGGGGAUAUUGCUACAGGUGAUUGCUGAAAGGGAACAUGCAGCGAGUGUGGCUGCUGGGGAUGCAAAAGGCGACAAGAGACCAGGAGUGGAGGCAAUGACGAAGGGUUUGAAUGUGCAGUUUAAAGCUCCGGUGAGGACGCCUGGGGUUGUGGUUGUGAGGGUCAAGGUGGUGGAGAAGAGAGGGAGGGGGAUAAGUUUGGUGGCGAGUGUUUUGCAAAAGGAGGGAAGUGGGGAUGGCUUGGUGGAGUGUGCGAGGGGGGAGGGUGUUUUCGUGACGCCAAGGGGGGCUGGACAUAGGCUAUAA
Molecule: messenger RNA, 618 nt
Organism: Aureobasidium subglaciale EXF-2481
Lineage: Eukaryota; Fungi; Ascomycota; Dothideomycetes; Dothideales; Saccotheciaceae
Exons: 1
Coding region: 1-618 (205 amino acids)
Source: RefSeq, a predicted model, not a curated record